Messenger RNA from Cylicostephanus goldi, 516 nucleotides. Lineage: Eukaryota; Metazoa; Nematoda; Chromadorea; Rhabditida; Strongylidae. The record is from the annotation of a GenBank genome assembly.
AUGGCUAUUCAGGUGGCCCUAGUAGCACAAGAACCAGUUCUUUACAAUGGUACUAUUCGUGAAAAUAUUCUCUACGGGUGCGAUUGGGCUACCGAAGAUGAUAUGCUCAGAUCUGCACAAACAGCAAAUGCGCACGAUUUUAUCAUGCAGCUUGAAAAUGGCUAUGACACGAAGUGCGGUGAAAGAGGAGCUCAGUUAUCGGGCGGUCAAAAACAACGAAUUGCAAUUGCCAGAGCAUUGGUGAGACGGCCAGCAGUGCUUAUACUCGACGAAGCCACUAGCGCUUUAGAUUCACAUUCGGAAGAUGCUGUACAGGAAGCUUUGAAGAAAAUUGCGGGCAAACUGACGGUUAUCAUCAUAGCACAUCGAUUAUCAACCAUAGAACACGCAGAUCGGAUAUACGUAAUUGAUAAAGGUCGAAUUGCUCAGAGCGGCACACAUUCUGAAAUGCUCAAGGACACCGAUGGGCCGUAUUAUUCUCUCGUCGCUAGGCAAAGUAGAAGUAUACAAAUGUAA